AUGGCUGGGAAUCUCUCGAGAAAUGGAGUGCUGUCCCGAGUUAUCCACACCCAAAUUAAGUACGACAUUAGGCAUUCGGAAGGCCUCGGAUUCACACCCAGAAGCAGCUAUUUAGACAUCGAACAAAGGCCCUACGGUAAGGGCGACAAUCCAUCAUAAUGUUUGAGUAGCCGGCGCACAAUCCCGCAGUCUGUAAUUCUCACGGGCCUCGGGCAUUCAAACCGUUUAACGCCUAACAGAUUGAAUUCAAUUCUGCCACUCUUAUCUAGAUUAUUGUGUCGAUAUGCUCCAAGAUGAUGUCCAAGCCGAUGCUCUCCCCUCAUUUCGCAUUCAAGUGGCCAUAAAUGACACAAGAUGUCAGUCAGUAAAUAAGGCAUAAUAUUAUGAAUAGACAUGUAUAAAAUAAUGCUCGGAUGUGUGGAAUGCGCGGCUCUCUUUGUCGCCAAACACUUCCGCUCUCUGCACACACGUCAAUCUAAUUUAUUGAUGACAGAAAUCAGGUAACUGAGAUUGUUGCGCGGCUUUUCCAAAGAGAAAACCACCUGGCCAUAAUAAUAUAAAUAAAGGGAUGUCUGGCGUCUCUCCGAACCGUGCUCUCUCUCAAUUAUCGCCUGCCUUUUCGGGUUAUGAUCGCUUUAAAGACGAGGCCAGUUCUCGAGAGGAUCAAGUCGAGAAAGGAAUUAGAGCCCCGACAAAAGCCUGUUUGCCCAUAAUCGACUCUAUAUAUUACCCUUUCUUCUGUGAUUCGGGUCGCAGUUUGUUUGUCUAGAAUUAACGCGCGAAUCACUUAAUGUUACAGUAGACCAGGGUCUUGGAAGAAGUCUUAAGGGGAGGCUUGUCGCUGAUAAUGGACAGUGAGAAGAGACACGGCCUGAGAGAAUGGGGUAAAUAGAUCCCCCAAGUCUGAAAUUGAAUCCCGCAUCUAUGCAAAACACGUAAAUGGCGGUAAUUAAAGCCAGGAACAUGGAUCCGCAGGGAUAUGAAGAAGAUGCCAGCGGCUAUUUGUGUGAUACCGAGCAGCUGGCACCCCCAGAAGCGGCGUCGGGGCCGUAA
Molecule: messenger RNA, 1053 nt
Organism: Bursaphelenchus xylophilus (pine wood nematode)
Lineage: Eukaryota; Metazoa; Nematoda; Chromadorea; Rhabditida; Aphelenchoididae
Source: the annotation of a GenBank genome assembly